Colletotrichum orchidophilum is the source of this 966-nucleotide messenger RNA. Its product is annotated as dual specificity phosphatase. Lineage: Eukaryota; Fungi; Ascomycota; Sordariomycetes; Glomerellales; Glomerellaceae. Gene Ontology annotation, molecular function: F-box domain binding. The record is from RefSeq and is a predicted model, not a curated record. Bases 1 to 966 code for a protein of 321 amino acids. Gene Ontology annotation, biological process: negative regulation of protein binding; regulation of ERK1 and ERK2 cascade; negative regulation of SCF-dependent proteasomal ubiquitin-dependent catabolic process. The transcript has a single exon. Gene Ontology annotation, cellular component: nucleoplasm; cytoplasm.
AUGGAAGAGCCGAAAGAGCAUGCCAUCGCCACAGCUCCAUAUAGCAACAGGCCCCCCAGCCCUCCCUACAUACCCAUUCCCAUGACAUUUGCCAAAGGCGCCGCUACUUUUACAUUUGUCCCCUCUUUCAACAAUGUCGAUGCCAUGCGCCUCACAGGCGAGGACCUCAGGAUCAUAACCCGGAACAAGAGUCAGACUGCCACAGACAGAUCAGUCGGCUGGAACUACGAGGCUCGACGCAAAGCACAGACACUUUUGGACUUCCUCUACCUCGGCCCGUUAUCCGUUGCCCGCAACGAAGCUUGGCUUGCUAAGGAGAGCAUCACCAUGAUCAUUGUAACACGGCAUUCCAGGAUGGCUCAAGCUCGACUCAUGAGUGUCGACAAGGUAGCUCAGAAGCUCGGCAUCCACGUCGAGUACCUGGACGUCUUGGACAACUCUGAACUGAUCCAUAGCUUCCCAGAGGUGGUGACAAAGAUCAACAGUCAUUUAGUCGACGUGUAUCGCAGCCAAGCCAUGUCUGUCCAUGAAGGUCAGAUGGCUAUCGACGAGGAAAACUUCAGAAGCGGCAAGAUCCUCCUUGUUUGCGAAACAGGCAAUGAUCGGUCCGCUUUUGUCGCUGCAGCUUACAUUAUGAACAUGUAUGGAAAGGACAUGGUAUCCACCGUGCAAUUCAUCUCCAUGCAACGGUUCUCCGCCAACUUUGACGAGGAUGGAAAAAGGAUGCUACGAACUUACGAAGACAUUCUCAAUGCCCAGAGAAAUGUGUUCAGUGCGACGAGAGAUGUUCCUCGAGCCGGCCAGUCGAGUGGAAACAGCGGCGGACGAAGCAAGCGUGGCAUUGAAACGACCCUUGACGAAGAGGACAGGCAGGGCGGCGGUUAUGAGACAUUCGCUGCGGACCGCGAGCGGUAUCAGGACAGGAGCAAAUUUGUUCCGUUUCGUGAUCCCGACAUGGUCUCGUAG